AUGUUGACCAGCGCUCCGACCGCAGCCCUCGUGGCCCUUGUUGCCGGCCUUGUUGCCCCAUCUCUGGCCCAGUCCAUCGCCGAAAUCAACGGCAACAAGUUCGUUUCGCCGCUCAAGGACCAGGCCGUCAAGAACGUCACUGGAGUUGUCCUUGCAAAGGGCCCCAACGGCAUCUGGCUCCGGUCAAACGAGCCCGACAAUGACCCUCUGACCUCGGAGGCCGUCUACGUCUUUGACCGCAACGUCGGCGCAAACCUGUCGGUAGGCGAUCUGGUCGUUCUCGACGGCCGCGUGCUGGAGUACAGGUCCGACAGCAAGCACUUGUUCCUCACCGAGGUCACCACCACCACAAACGUCAGGAAGCUGUCGUCGGGAAACCCGGCCGUGCCCCUGGUCAUUGGCAAGGACACAUCGGCCCCGCCGACCGAGCAGUACACUAGCCUCGACAAUGGCGACAUUUUUGCUACUCCCAACGCAGCCGCGCUCUUGACCGAGGCGAACCCGGUCUUGGACCCUACCAAGUACGGCCUCGACUUCUGGGAGAGCCUCAACGGCGAGUUGGUCACCGUCCGGGCCCCCGUGGCCCUCAAUCGUCCCAACAACUAUGGCGACAUCUGGGUGGCAGGCGACUGGCCAACCACGGGCCGAAAUGCCCGCGGUGGUCUGACGAUGCGCGACGUCGAUGCCAACCCGGAGGCCAUUCUGAUUGGCACCCCGCUCGAUGGGACCAAGAACCCGUCCGACACCAAGCUCGGUGACAAGAUGACCGAGGUCACCGGCAUCGUCACCUAUGCCUUCGGCUUCUACCGCAUCCUGCCCCUUACCGCCAUCCGCGUGGAUACCCCCACCCCGUACAACCCGCGCAACUCGACGCUCGCCAGCAAGGGCAGUUGCAGCGGCGUGACGGUGGGCAUCUUCAACGUCGAGAACCUGUGCCCCUCUUCUGCCCAUCUGCCGGCCGUCGCCGCCCAGCUCGUCGACGCGCUCCAGACUCCGGAUCUUGUCUUCCUGCAAGAGGUCCAGGACGACAGCUGCGCCACCAACGACGGGGUCGUCGACGCCACCAACACCCUCAAGGCCCUCAGCUCCGCCGUCUCCAACCUCACCGACGGCAAGGUCGACUACAGCUGGGUCGAGAUCGCUCCCGUCGACAACCAGGACGGUGGCCAGCCCGGCGGCAACAUCCGCGUUGCGUAUCUUUACAAGCCGUCCAUCCUGACCCUGGCGGAGCCGACAAACACCACCGGCACCGCCGCCGAUGCCAACGAGGUGCUGCCGGGCCCCACGCUCAAGUUCAACCCGGGUCGGAUCGAUCCUGCUAACGGUGCCUGGGCUGCCACGCGCAAGCCCCUCGUCGCCGCCUGGAAAGCCCUCAAUGCCACCAAGCCCUUCUUCACUGUCAAUGUUCACUUUAGCUCCAAGGGCGGCAGCUCGUCGUUGCACGGAGACCUGCGCACCCCUGACAACGGCGCCGUAGAGAAGCGGACGCAGCAGGCACAGGUGACUGGCGAGUUCAUCGCCGAGAUCCUAGCCGAGGACCCGGAGGCGCAAGUCAUCGCGGCCGGAGACUUCAACGAGUUCAUCCCCGUGUCCCCGCUGCAAACCUUUAUGAAGACCUCUGGCCUGUUGGACCUGGACGAGGUGGUGGGCAUAGCCCCUGAGGAGCGGUACUCGUACCUCUUCGACAUGAACACGCAACAGCUCGACCACACCUUUGUCAGCCCCUCGCUGUCCGUCAGCACGCCCUGCAGCCGCCGCUCCAGCUUCCAGCACCUCCACGUCAACACCUGGGCGGACAGGGCCGGUGAGGUGUCGGACCACGACCCCAGCGUCGGUCGGUUCAACGUGUGUGCUUAG
Messenger RNA from Pyricularia pennisetigena, 1857 nucleotides. RefSeq lists its product as uncharacterized. The record is from RefSeq and is a predicted model, not a curated record. The transcript has 2 exons. Gene Ontology annotation, molecular function: catalytic activity. NCBI's taxonomy places the organism in Eukaryota, Fungi, Ascomycota, Sordariomycetes, Magnaporthales, Pyriculariaceae. Bases 1 to 1857 code for a protein of 618 amino acids.